Cetraspora pellucida is the source of this 1974-nucleotide messenger RNA. The record is from the annotation of a GenBank genome assembly. NCBI's taxonomy places the organism in Eukaryota, Fungi, Glomeromycota, Glomeromycetes, Diversisporales, Gigasporaceae.
AUGUCUCGGUUAAUCCUUCUCAUAAAUCCUUUUAAAAUAUUUCCUUCUGAAUUAAUAAAUUUGAUUAGAUUAUUUCAUUCAAUAAUAUACCAUCGUACCCAUUUAUUAGUCUUAUUAUGUCUCUUGACCUUUGCAUCUCUUGAUCCGGUGAAUGCGACAUUAUCAUUGUACGAUUCAUCUAACAUUGAGCUGGCCUCUUUGUCAAAUAUUGAUUUCCCAUUUCUAGAUACUUUAAAUAACAUUCCUCUCUCUAAUUAUUAUAAGAAUGGUGUAGUUAUUAAAGGAAAAUUAGCAAUCGCAAAAUUUAAUAUUAUUACUAUUGAUAAUAAUUUUACCAAUAAUGAUGAUGAUCCAUGUACGCUUAAACCUAUUCCUGUGGGAAUAGAUUUGUUGGUAGUUCCUUUUGAUGUUGUUCAACGAUUUGGUUGUAAUUUCAUUGAUGAUUUCAUCUCAAGAAAUAUAUGGAUAACCAAUGGUAUAAUGUCUCCAUCUGGUAGUAAUCAAUUUAGUCCACCUAAUGGGUCGACAAUUCUACCUAAUGGAACUAUUUCUUAUCCUACUAAUAAUGUUGACGUAAAAAAACGUAAUGAAAAUAAUGAACAAUGUAAAUAUUACGAUCAACAACAGUCAAUUAAUUGUAAUUCAUUACAAAAUCAAAAACGCGACAUCCAUAAAAGAGAUGUUUCAUUCAAUAUUAAUAAUUUACUCCCAAAAGUUAUUGCUUUUACUUCGUUGAACGGUGGUGACCCUGGAGUUAAGGAACCUAUCUAUAAUCGUGACUUGUUACGUAAUGUUAGUAUAGGUUUGACCUUGCUCAGAAAAAAGGAUGCGACUUUGAUUCAAUCUUUGAAUGCAAAUAUUGAUCAUAUUCAAAUUACUUCGAAUAAGGGUCCGUGGAUACUUUUACUACAAAGUAAUUCCUGGAUUGUGUGGUCUAUAGUGUGGGGUAUUAUAUACUGCUUUAUAUCUAUCACGACCUGUGCAAUAAUGUAUAAUAUUUUUGGAUCCUGGGAUUCAAAAAAUAUAAACAUUAUUAUUUUACCUGCUAUUUCUUUUUGUUCUCUUGCUUCAGCAUUAAUAUUGCAAAUUGAUCCAAAUGGUGUAAGAGAAGAUCGCUUAUCGAUAACAAAUUAUAAAUUAAUCAUAGGAUUAAGGUUUACUUCAUUAUGUAUGUUUUAUAUAAUAUUACAAUUUUUUUGGAUAAAAGCAACCAAAGAAAUAAUCAGAUAUGACACUCACCUAUUACCACAUAUUCGAAUCCUUUCAAAUGUUCAACGCCUAGUCUUAGUCUUUUCCAUUAUAAUUAUCUUAAUCUCGACGUUUUUAAAGACUUUAAAUCCAAUACCUACAAAUUCACGAGCAUUAUUAAAUUCCUCAACUAUAUUAGAAACCAUAUUUAUUGUGAUAGUAAAUUUGGGUUAUUUCCUAUUUGGAAUUGUUAUGAUUUGGGGAUUAGCAACACAUAGAGAAGUACAUCAAAGAAUUGGUGAAACUUUGAUUUAUAAAUUCGUUACUAAAGCCCUUUCGGAUAUAUUUUAUUCGAAUGCAGCUCCUACUAUAUCAAAUUUUUGGAAAUCAAGGGUAGCAAAACCAACAUCAAUGUUAUUAACAAAUUUAAAACUCGACAAGAAAGGGAGUAAGGGUAUGUUACAUCCGUCCAUUGAUGAAGAAGAUGAACGUAUAAAUUCUGCUGCUUAUACUACACGUAUUGCUGUUGUUCGACCUGAACCUACCUAUCGCAUAAAUCCAAAUAGAAUUGAUGUUGAUCUUCAAUUUGGUACUGCAAGAAAUGAUAGUGGUCAUAUUAUGAACAAUAGGAAUAGAUUUUUGGACGUGAAUAGAGAAUCAGUUGGUGAAAAAAAUUUAAAAGAUAAUGAUCCUUCGAAAGACUACACCAAAUUAAAACCUAGUAGUAGUAGUAAUGGAAAUGGUGGAAAAAGUGAGUCAAAUAAAUUUGACAUAAUUGAUUUAUAG